GAGUUCCAGGCCCUUUUUGAUUCCACCAUGCAGAAGGCCCUGGCUUCGGCCAUGGGGACCAUGUCCUCGUCCCUCUCUCACACUAUUCAGCAGGCGCUGUCGCAGCCUUUGGGCCAUGCCGUGUUGCCUGCUCCCCUGCCUGCGCUGCAGCCUCAUACGGGUCGCAAGGCACAAACGAAAUUUAAACAUGUCUCUCCAGAGGUGACGCAGGUGAUACCUGCCUUGACUGACGUGCCUAUGGCCGUCCCAGAUGGCGCGUUUCCGCGCAAGAGAGCCGCUGGCCGGGCAAAAUCGGCCAGAAAAUGGAAACAG
Molecule: messenger RNA, 312 nt
Organism: Pelobates cultripes (western spadefoot toad)
Lineage: Eukaryota; Metazoa; Chordata; Amphibia; Anura; Pelobatidae
Source: the annotation of a GenBank genome assembly